Messenger RNA from Hansenula ciferrii, 933 nucleotides. RefSeq names its product serine/threonine protein kinase RIM11 (gene RIM11). The coding region runs from base 1 to 933 and encodes 310 amino acids. Gene Ontology annotation, molecular function: protein serine/threonine kinase activity; protein serine/threonine/tyrosine kinase activity; ATP binding. The record is from RefSeq and is a predicted model, not a curated record. NCBI's taxonomy places the organism in Eukaryota, Fungi, Ascomycota, Saccharomycetes, Phaffomycetales, Wickerhamomycetaceae. Gene Ontology annotation, cellular component: cytoplasm. The transcript has a single exon. Gene Ontology annotation, biological process: signal transduction; protein phosphorylation.
AUGCCACUUUUACAAGUUCAAACUAUUAAAGAUGAAAUAAUUGAAAUUAAUUAUGAAAAUCCAAUUGAUAUAGGUCAUGGUUCAUUUGGUUCAGUUUCAAAAUGUUCAUUAAUAUCUCCAAACAUAGAAACAAUUGCUAUUAAGAGAGUAUUACAAGACAAGAGAUUCAAAAAUAGAGAAUUACAAAUUAUGAAAUCUUUGGAUAAUGAAAAUAUUACCAAGCUACAUUAUUAUAAUUAUGAAAAUGAAGAUAAUGAUCAGAAUUCAAAUAAUUUAUAUUUAAAUUUAUUUAUGGAAUUUUUACCAACAACUUUAUACAAGAGAAAUCAAUUUUUCACUAUAAAGAAGCAAAAUAUGCCAUUGCAAGAGGUUAAAUCAUACAUGUUUAAUAUCCUUAAAGGUCUAGAAUACUUACAUUCAUUCCAAAUAUGUCAUCGUGAUAUUAAACCACAAAAUAUCCUUGUUGAUCCCCAUAGACAAAUUGCUAAAAUUUGUGAUUUUGGUUCCGCCAAAAUUCUUUCACCAUCUGAACAAAAUGUUAGUUAUAUAUGUUCACGUUAUUAUAGAGCACCAGAAUUAAUCUUUGGAGCAACAAAUUAUACAACCAAAAUAGAUGUUUGGUCAACAGGUUGUGUAUUUGCAGAAUUAUUAAUUGGACAACCUUUAUUCCCUGGUGAAUCAGGUAUAGAUCAAUUAGUUGAAAUUAUUAAAAUCUUGGGGACUCCAACUCAUGAAGAUAUUAUAUCAAUGAAUAAUAAUUAUACUGAUCAUAAAUUUCCUAUAAUUAAAAAGAUUCCAUUAGUUAAGAUUUUUAAAAAUUUAAAUAAUCCUAAUGAUUUAAUUGUUUUGGGGUUUUUGGAACAGUUUUUAUUGUUUAAUCCAAAUAAGAGGAUUAGUGCUAGAAAAGCGGCGUUGAAUGAGUGGUUUGACUAG